GAGCAAAUCUAAUACUGCCUAGCAACUGUUUCCAGGCAAAGGGGGCUUGGGAGCCAGCUGUGGUUGCCUUUCAGGAGACACCAGCCUGUUUCUAUACACUUCACUACCUGUUUGGGAUUAUUUGGAUUCCAGUUUUAAGCCACUCUAGGCAACGAAGUAGUUGGGACAAAAAUGGAGUGAAAAUCUUGGGAAGGAAAUAAGCCCUAAAUGUGGAACAUUUACAUGGAAGAGAAACUUGUCAUUAAAACUCCAUGAAAAGAAGCUUUGGAAAAGACCAAAGAAUUGCGAAUAGAGCUACAAAGGCAACAUCUGAGAGAAACAAGUUUUACUACAAUCUCUACUACUACAUUUAUGACUACUGAGAUAAACACUACAGGUGAAGAUUGGUAAAAAGACGCACUGAUUACUGCGGUGGCCUGGAGAGGAAAAGCGCUGGUCGGUAUCACAUGGACAAGCUCAGUGUUUUCCAAAGAUGCUGUUGAAGUAGUCUUUGCUACUGCUUUCCUUCAAAGCUCUUCAUAACAUGGGCUGCAUGAAAUCAAAGCAAACUUUCCCAUUUCCUACCACAUGUGAGAGUGAGAAGCAGCAUGCAAGUGAAGAAAGCUUUAUGUCUGGAGACAGAUUUCUACCUAGGAUGCCUUCUCCAGUUAAUGUCGAACAGGAAGUGAAGAAACCAUCAGGGCCCGAAACUGUGGUCUUCGAAUUUGCACAUCGCCUGUCCCAGGAAAUCCUGAGUGAUGCCUUGCAGCAGUGGGCAGGCAAUAACAUCAAGUACUAUGACAUCCCAUAUAUUGAGAGUGAGGGGCCUUGACGCUGUAGGAUGAUGAUAACUUCUUGAAUUGUGGAUAAAGUUGGUGCUAGCUUAAAUACAUGAAACAAUAGCAAAAACUGAUGUGAAUAAAUACAAAUAACUACGUCUGGAUGUAAAAAAAAAAAAGUCUAUGGUAAUAUCAAGAGUAUACAAUACUUACAUGAAAUAUGUUAAGCACUUUUUAUGUUAACAGUGAUUUCUACCUGCUUGGUCUUGGAUUUCAGUCAUUUAAAGGGCUAAACAUAGGUCCUGUACCACAGUAAUCAGCUGGUAUGUCAUAGCACUUUCUUCCUGAGGCAGUAAUAGAAUCACCAAAGAAAUCCAAUGGUUAUUUUAAAGACACUCCUUUUAAAAUUACUAUUUGUUAAUUUACACACACACAUACAAAUAAGACAUGAGAAGGUUUUUUUUUUCCCCCAAAACGCCUUGGCAAGGAAAUGGCACUUAAGCCACAGUAAUUAACAGUGGGUCUUGUUUGUCAAAACCAUUUGUGUCAAGGAUUCCUACUUCUUAACACAAAUGAUCAAGCAGUAGAAAGCAACCCAUGCAGAAAUAGUCCACUUUGAAACCUGUCCUUAAGAUAUUUUUGUAGAUGAAAAGCCUAACUACCACCUUGAACCUCAGGGCCCUAACUAACCUCAGCUAUCAUUGGAUGACUCAAGACAUCGCACAUACGGCACCCGAAUGAGAUACAAUUUACAGAAGUCAUGACAUUAAUGUUUGUGGUAUUGAAUUAAGCAGCCCAGUGAUAUAACAAGAAAACAAGAAUUUUUACAAAUAGAAAUACAGUAAAUUUUAAAAUAAAUAACAGAAGCCCUAGUCAAGGUAGAAAGCAGAACCUAUUCUCAGUGCAUGUAUGUUAAGUUUUACCAUCUCAAAGAUGCAGAAGGUUGGUAUAUGGGCAAUCGUUCCCAUUUUUCUUAUUGACUGGUGGGACCAGUCUAUGCAUGAGUAUAUACAGUUGUAUUACAAAAGACCAAAUGCUCCUCCAAAGAGUAUUCGUGUGUGUGUACGGUAACAAUGCCCUUAAAGCAUUUAAAGCCAUAUAUGAUUUUCUUAAAUUUGUCUACCUUUUUGAGGAAGUUUUUUAACAAGUAACUACUGUUUGAGAUCAAUGGUACUAGAAAAUUUGGGAGGGGAAGAAGAUAUUGAGAAGACAUACCUGUAGAAAAAUUGGGAUGCAGUCACUGGAAUUUUCAUCAAGAUUUGCUGCACACUGACUUUAAUUGGAAAGGGAAUUAUUUUUUAAGUCUGUGUGCAUUAGAUUCUUUUAUUUCCAACAGACCCUGGUCACCAAUAUCUAAAGAAAGGCAGAAGAAGACCUGCGAAAUAUGUAUUUGGCCUUAAAAGCAGGCGGAAAUGCUACCUCUAGUUUUAACCAUGAUACUUUGAAACCCACAAAUAGAGUAAAUUCUCCCGGUUGCAUGGACAAAGAAAGUUCUUUGAAGUGAGUGAUGUGCUAUCUUUCCGUUGCCUUUAGACACUUGGUCAUUCAACUUUCACUUUACCUAGUCCCAAGAUCUGAACUGUCCUGUUGUACUUGCAAUCUAGAAACAAAGUAGAAAAACUCACCAUCCCCAUUUAUACAAGGAUCUGAAGUCAUAAGACUAAGGGACAAAAAGUUUUCUGAAAGUGCAAAACAUAUUUCCAGCUCAUGAAGAAAAAUUUAGGUUUUUGAGUAUACUAAUGACUCAGACAAAAGCUUAGAUGUUGCUGUUUUUCAUUCAUUUUGUAUCUCACAUCAAGAUAUUUUUGCUGCAAAGUCACUCACUGUUUAAAAGGUGUAAUUAAGUAUGUAAGGUAAUACAAUAUUAUGGUGAGAACACAAAGCCAUAGCUACACUAAAUUUUUCAGCAUACAUAGGGAUGUAGACUGGCGAGUUUUAUUACAGCUAAGUGUUUUAACCUCAGGUUUCUCCUGUGCCUGGGCCCCUAUUUCCCAGGGGGGUAGCAGGCACGCCUGUUCAGAUCCAUAUCUAGCUAGAAGUAUAAUCUCUGUUGCCCUGACACUAUGACAGUAUGGUUUUGUCACCAAGCACCAACCCCUCACUCCUGAAUCAUUUUAACAGAGUAUAGUAUCUGGUAGUAUAGACUUAUCUUGGAAAUAUAUGCUGUAUUAUGUCAAAACAUGGACAAGGAACUACAAGGCUUGCGUAAUCAGUGAGUUAGCAGAUAAACCAAGUUGGAGGCAGGCAGGAAAAAGAACUGGAUAAGCAAAUGUGUACCACAUGUGAUCAUUAUCAAGAUAUAGUUUGGCCUUGAUGACGAGACAGAUGAGAACAUCUUUGAUAGGAUUCCUUCUAUCAUACCUUCAUAUUUAAAUACUGGAUUUACUUCACUUUGAACUUUCAUGAACAGUAAAAGGUCUAUUUGAGAAGGAAGGAACAUAUAAAACAGACGACUGGAAGAAUUAUUAGCUACUGGAAAGGGAGACAUUUGUUCCAACUUCUAUCACAAACACAGAUGAAAUAAGAAUAGUGGCCAAAUCAUAAGGGAAAGGAAACGGGGGGGAAAGAGGGCCCAAGAAACAGCACUCACGUCAGGCUCCAUCAGAAGACACACUGCAAAACAAGUCUCCAUUGUUCUUGACUGAGGGAAGGGACACAGUAGCAAGUUCCUUUCUUUACCACCCUGACAGGUGACCAACUACUGACUCUUUUCUCUCGAGAACAUCCAGGAUAGGCGCAGAUGAGCCGCAGCCAGGGCGACAAAGAACCUGCUGAUGGCAACUGUAAACGAAGAUUCUCAGAGGAAGCGUGCAGGUCCCUCACUUACACAGACUCACGUAACCCCGCAAAAGUGCUUCCCUGCUCCCUUCUCCAGUUAAAGGUCUCCUGUGUGCUCUUACCUUUCAGUUACAAGCCUUUGAUAUCAGAGUGCUCCACUUUCAGUUGCCUUAUCUGUCCUUUGCUAACCACCUAUGGUCAUUAGCACUCAAAGCACAAUUUGGAAGGGGAUAAAAACGAUCCUAGUUCCAAAGGAAUAAUUGGUGUCAAAUUGCCUUAUUAGUAUUAAAAAUAGACAUACUGCUGAAUGAAUGAGCUAGCAUGACACAUGUAUCCUACUUAAUAUCAUUGCCAUUUUAUGAGAUGAGGGAACUAUACUUUUUUAUUGUAUAGUUUUAGGAAUCAAGUAAAUUCAAGGAAUAGUAGUUAAAAAACAAAGUUCCAACAAAUCUAUUGUUUGCUUAAUCAUAAGGCCCUCACUAUGUAUCUGUGUGGCCAAAUAGAACAUAUCUUCCUUGGGCAAGUGGGCACAAGCUCAGAUGUACUCCCUAUCUCUUACUUUGCAAAACUCACAUUUUGUUAGCUAAUUCUCUUCCUGUAAGACUUAGCUAUGAAAUGGUAUAUUUUUUUCCAAAUAUUUUUGAGAAAACAUUUUUUUCUAACUGUACAAAAGUCUAGUUGCAAUUAACUAGCUAUGAGUUCUUAUUAAAGCAAAUGCCUUUCAA
This is a messenger RNA of Acinonyx jubatus (cheetah), 4261 nucleotides long. It is a transcript of the gene AKAP19, whose product is annotated as chromosome C1 C2orf88 homolog. The transcript has 3 exons. NCBI's taxonomy places the organism in Eukaryota, Metazoa, Chordata, Mammalia, Carnivora, Felidae. The record is from RefSeq and is a predicted model, not a curated record. The coding region runs from base 524 to 811 and encodes 95 amino acids. Gene Ontology annotation, molecular function: protein kinase A regulatory subunit binding.